Messenger RNA from Syngnathus typhle (broad-nosed pipefish), 1105 nucleotides. It is a transcript of the gene emx3, whose product is annotated as empty spiracles homeobox 3. The transcript has 3 exons. The record is from RefSeq and is a predicted model, not a curated record. NCBI's taxonomy places the organism in Eukaryota, Metazoa, Chordata, Actinopteri, Syngnathiformes, Syngnathidae. Bases 197 to 895 code for a protein of 232 amino acids. Gene Ontology annotation, biological process: regulation of DNA-templated transcription; neuron differentiation; central nervous system development. Gene Ontology annotation, molecular function: DNA binding; DNA-binding transcription factor activity, RNA polymerase II-specific.
UUUCUUUACGGGGGUGCGGGGGAUCCACUUUGCGCUUGGAGUUAAUUCUUGCUACUCGCUCGUCACUUUAGCGCCUUGACGCACGCCAGGACCGAGACGGAGAAUACGCACGCGCGGCCGCGCGCACAGGUGUGCAGAGGAGCCGGAUGGUUCCGCUGUGAGGUUCGGGUCUCAGGGUCUACAGGGUCCGUCCGCCAUGUUGCAGCUCGGAGGCGUCAAGAAGUGUUUCUCCAUCGAAGCUCUUGUCGGGAAGCAGCAGCAGCGGCCCGAAUGCGUCCAAUUGGUACGGACCGCCUUCGAGGAGCCUAUUCGGCCCACCGCGCUCCGCUUUCCGGAGGCCCUGCACCAGCUCCCGGGCGGAGGGCCCGGUGGUGGUGUUCGAAGCUCGUAUUCGUCUGCCGGACCCAAUUUGGGACUCCACGUGUUCGGCCGACAUCCUGGACUCGGCGUGAGCCUGUUGUACCCCUCUGGCGCCGCCGCGGGGCCCCCCGCCUCCUGGAUCCUCCACAACCACCACAGAUACGUGCACGCGCUGGCAGGUGAUGACGGCGGUGCAGAGAACCUUCUGCUGCACGGCGCUUUCUCCCGGAAACCCAAACGGAUCCGCACGGCGUUUUCUCCCUCACAGCUCCUGCGUUUAGAGCGAGCGUUUGACAAAAACCACUACGUCGUCGGCGCGGAGAGAAAACAGCUAGCUUCAGCUCUCUGCCUCACUGAGACACAGGUAAAGGUGUGGUUCCAGAAUCGCAGAACCAAACACAAGCGUCAGAAGUUGGAGGAAGAAUCCCCUGAGGCGGAAAACAAGCGCUCCAAAGCCAGCCAACACGUUAACAGAUGGCGAGCUGCCACGCAGCAGAACCCCGCCAAACGCAUCGACGCCAUCGGCGACCACUGAGCGGACGCUGGCCAGAAAGGCCACUCGGACUCCGUUCAUGUUUGGACUGAGAUGAAGGAGAAAGAACAUUGUUGAUUGUCAAGUGUGCCAACAAACACAAAAACACUCUCCAACACGAGCUAACGUUAGCAUGUUAACACCACACAAGAAGUCAACAAUCACAGCAAGUACGUGUACAAAUUUGCAUUCUUACCUGUGACGUGAUCCAUU